GAUAUGCCUGACAAUUGCCUCAAAAUAUGACGUCGCCAGAAUAUGCACCACAUUUCGAGUGAGCUCAAUGCUUGCCUUAGUACUAACCACCACUUCCGCACUAUUUACCGAAGCAAAAUUUGCACUUCACCUCGAAUCGACGGCUGUUUAAUAGGAAAUUGAUUUAUACUGCUUCGUAAUUAGCGUUUACCGUCUCGACCACGCAGCAAAUCCUCGCCCUACCUGGCUCACCACCUAGAACUGCCAUCGUCCACACCGUUUGUUGGUCAUCGCCGUCAUCGCGUUUCUGUUUAUCUAUGAUGGUACGGUUUUUUUUUCUAGGUGUCAUAGGGCACAGACAAAAAAUCCAAACUAUUAUGGAGCUAUUGUAAGCUGUUUGACCGUUGAAGCGCGUGUGUGUGAAUAAACAAAUUGUGGUUCUUGGGCUUUUUUUUGUUGAUGCGCCGCCGAUCGAUACAUACCUGGCUUGAAUUGCGGGCGCGCGCACGUCAUGCGAAGUAACUUGCGCCAAUCAAUUAGGCGAGGAUCGCUGCGUGGCUCGGCUCUGAUCCAGUACACAGUACGGCGGGUUCAGCGGUCGAGAUCGGUUCGCUUGGUGUGGUGAAGAGUUCGGUCGUCCAACGGGAAGUUUUGCGAAAUGGCCGCCAUCAGUAAGCACUGGGACGAGAUUGUCCACUCGGGGGUGACCUGUGCCACGUUGUCCCAUCCGGGAAAAACAUGCGAGGAUCACCUGCGGCACCAGAUGCGUGCCACUAUUGGGGGCAAUUUGAAGUUUUUCGUGCCGAUUUCGAUCGUGCGGUUGUUCAUGCUGUGCUACACCCGGAAGACACUGUCGAUGGAAGUUGUGCUGCAGGCGUUGUUUGAGCUGGUCAGUGAGUCCUUCAAUGGGUGGGCCGUGUCCAAUUGCUGGAGUGCGGGAUUCUGUGCCAUGUAUCGCUGGUUCGGCUGGAUCAACAACUACUCGGUGUCGCUUCCGAGCCUGCCAGGAACCCUGCUGAUGUUCUUGAUGCCUGCUUACGUCAAGAUGAGCCACUCGCGAGCUAUCUUCAAUGUGUUUUUAGAGUGCUGGAUGAAAUCGAGAGAACAUCCACUGGUGGAAUAUGCACGGGAGUCGAAGGUCGUCGGAACGGUGUCGUUUAUGGCCAUCAGUGCUGCCAUCGCGUACUACGCAAGGAGGACCAAGGCGAUGGAGUUCUGGUUCUUCUCCCCGCUGAAGAAAAACCUCAACCCCGAAUCAGAGCAACAUCGCAAACCGUGCCAUCACCGCCACACCUGCCAGAACUACAUCCUCGAGGGAAUGCGAACGUGCUUCACAUUCGGCCUACUGCUGGAGCUGGUCCGUAAGCUGAUCAACGUUGCUCCACGGCUCAGCAAAGAACCCAUGGCUGCCAUAUUGGAAGCGCUGGCACGCAUCCGGUUGCGAUUCGUCGCUUUCCUCACACUGUACAACGGGCUGUUCCGGCUGACGACGUGCGCCCUGGCACGAAACCGAGGGAAGGUGACCAAGAGCGAUAGCACCUGGGCGGGUUGCGUCAGUGGACUCAGCUACGCCCUGUCGCCAAAUUAUAAUAUUUUCAAUCUGGGAGUGGCGGCUGUCAUACAGAACGCGUGGAACUUUAUCGUUGAGAAGUACUCCAAGGUGGAGUGGCUCCAGCAGUUCAACAAAAUCUCGUUCAGUUCGGUCGUGUGGGUGUUCCUGAUGAACUACAAUAUGUACGCUCGGGCCUACUAUCCCUACGCCAUGUCGAAGUUUGCGAUGAAAUUCACCGAUAUCUGUUCCGGUGCACAAGCACAAAUAGCUGCCGAAUGUCUGGGAAAGGUCGCCAUGGGAUUCAGCUGAGCAGGUGAGAGUCUCAUCUCAAGAUUGUUGCAAAAUUGUUAACUAUUUGUGGUUGUGAUAGUUUAUAAGCGGGACUAUAAUAGAGUAAUAAAUUAAAAGUUGUUAAAAGGAAAUUGUACUACAGAAUACAUACAUGACGGCGUAAAGCCCGCUUCAGUUAA
Aedes aegypti (yellow fever mosquito) is the source of this 2001-nucleotide messenger RNA. RefSeq lists its product as uncharacterized. The transcript has 5 exons. The record is from RefSeq and is a predicted model, not a curated record. Lineage: Eukaryota; Metazoa; Arthropoda; Insecta; Diptera; Culicidae. Bases 638 to 1840 code for a protein of 400 amino acids.